This is a messenger RNA of Dendronephthya gigantea, 446 nucleotides long. Its product is annotated as 14 kDa phosphohistidine phosphatase-like. The record is from RefSeq and is a predicted model, not a curated record. Gene Ontology annotation, molecular function: protein histidine phosphatase activity. The transcript has 3 exons. NCBI's taxonomy places the organism in Eukaryota, Metazoa, Cnidaria, Anthozoa, Malacalcyonacea, Nephtheidae. The coding region runs from base 67 to 423 and encodes 118 amino acids. Gene Ontology annotation, cellular component: cytosol. Gene Ontology annotation, biological process: peptidyl-histidine dephosphorylation.
GUUUACCAUUUUAGUUAUGAUCUUGUUUUCACGUGUUUAUAAGUAAUACACCAAUUUGUCUACAAGAUGUCUGCAAAACUCGAUCAAGUCGAAGAGGUUGAUAUAGAGAGCGGUGGUCGGUUUAAAUACAUUCUAGUGAAGCUAAAAGAUGGCAAUGAUGAGAAAUAUAUUGUUCGGGGAUACAGAAGGGCAGCAUACCAUGCUGAUAUUUAUGAUGAAAUAUUACCAGAGUUGAAAAGGCUUAGCUUACAUUCUGAGUGCGUUGGCGGUGGCCGUAUUGAACACAGCAGUGAAUCUGAAAAAUUAUUUGUAUAUGGCUAUUCAAUGGGUUUUGGACAAGCUGAUCAUUCAAUUACAACAGGAAUACUUAAGAAGUUUUUCCCAUCAUAUAAAUCUAUAACAUUUUCCAAUGAAGGAUACUAGUUGUAAAGCAACAUUUAUAUAUA